Messenger RNA from Sus scrofa (pig), 1050 nucleotides. NCBI's taxonomy places the organism in Eukaryota, Metazoa, Chordata, Mammalia, Artiodactyla, Suidae. The record is from RefSeq and is a predicted model, not a curated record.
AUGCACGGGAAGAGAGCGAAAACCCGCUCAAACCGCUGUGGCCACUUUGUGGCCAUCAGCAGGCCCCGGCCCUACAGGCCCCUGCCGUCCGGCUGGCCAGCAGCCCAGCGUCACCCUGAGAGUUCUCAUUCCCAGCCCGACUGGCUCCUGGCUGUGCCAAGCUCACUCCCACCCAGCGAGCCGGCCCGGCGCCGUGCCCUCUGCUCUUCCCAGUCGCCAGCCUCCCUGGACGGCCACACCACCAUCGUGCUCAUCACCCUCUUUGACUCCUGCCUCCAGACCCCCAUGUAUUUCUUCCUGCGAAACCUGUCGGCCAUCGAAAUUUGCUAUACUUUGGUCAUCGUCCCCAACAUGCUGGCUAAUUUCCUGUCCAGGAGCCAGCGGAUGCCCUUCCUGGGCUGUGCCCUGCAAAUGCAUCUCUUCAUCGCCCUGGGCGGAGCGGAGUGUUUCCUGCUGCUGGUGAUGGCCUAUGACCGCUUUGUGGCCGUCUGCAAGCCCCUGCACUACAGCCUCAUCGUCACCAGGGUGCUGUGUGUGCGGAUGCUGGCUCUGGCGGGCACCGGCGGCUUUGCCCUCUCCCUCACGCUCACCACCCUGAUAUUCCUCCUGCCCUUCUGCCAGUCCCAUGAGGUCAAUCACUUCUUCUGUGACAUCCCCGCCCUGCUCCUCCUGGCCUGCUCGGUCACGCGGGCCAAUGAGGUCGCCGUCUUCCUCGUCUGCGUGUUCAUCCUGCUGGUUCCCUUCUCGCUGAUCCUGCUCUCCUACGGACACAUCCUCGCUGCCGUCCUCAGAAUCCGCGCAGCCGAGGGCAGGAGCAAAGCCUUCUCCACCUGCGCGGGCCACCUGCUCGUCUCUCUUCUGCACUACGGCUGCGCCAUAUUCAUCUACAUCCGCCCCAAGGCAUGCUACGCCCCGGAGCAGGACAAAAUCGUCUCCUUGAUCUACACCAACGUGACCCCCAUGCUCUACCCUGUGAUCUACAGCCUGAGGAACAAGGACGUCAAGGGAGCCCUCCAGAGACUGCUGGCGAGCCCUGGGCGCAGGAGCUGA